Saccostrea cuccullata (small rock oyster) is the source of this 2964-nucleotide messenger RNA. RefSeq lists its product as uncharacterized. Gene Ontology annotation, molecular function: protein binding. The transcript has 3 exons. The record is from RefSeq and is a predicted model, not a curated record. NCBI's taxonomy places the organism in Eukaryota, Metazoa, Mollusca, Bivalvia, Ostreida, Ostreidae. Bases 1 to 2964 code for a protein of 987 amino acids.
AUGUCUUUAUCAAAAUACCGGUACACAUCAACAACCGAAACGACUAACCUAGCAAGACUAGCACGACUAAUUUUGGGGCCCUGUACAGAUGCACUUCGUGACGUUCUUAAGAAAGAGAUUUCUCCAGGAGAUUUGUCAAAGGAAUGUAAGAAGUGGUUUGAUGAUCCUGCAAAUCACACGGCACGUAAUCGUUUCAAUAAACAAUAUAUGGAUCUUAUAUUUCCUUUGCCAGCAAAACAAUAUGGUGGCAAUUACUCAGAUUUUGACAUUAGCCUCUUAUACCAACUACUUCGUAACAUAUCUAAAAUGCCACCGCACACAAAAGGAUGGGGGAAAGAUCCAGACCCGGGGGACAGAAGUGUGUCUGCGAACAUUGAAAGAGUUCGUGUCUUAAGAAACAAAUAUUAUGGGCACAUCAAUGAAUUUUCCAUCACUGACUCAGAAUUUAGACAGGAAUGGCGAAACAUCCAUGAUAUUGUUGUAGAGUUAGAGAUGACAUUCGGGACAACUACAGCUUACCAGGAUGCAGUGAAAGAGAUAAAGACAUGUUCCAUGGAUCCAGAAAAUGAAACGAAAUAUAUCCAGAAAUUAACAGUUAUCGAUGAAUUAUUUGAAAAAAUUGAAAGUCUUACAGAAUUACAUGAAAAAUAUUACAUUUCAAAAUGGAAGGAAGAGGAUAAAGUGUUUCAUGAAAUACACAGCUUUCCUUCAAUCCUUGAAAAGGUAAAAAAUAAGCCGUGUGUAGUGUUUGUCGGUGGUCCUGGAUCUGGAAAAUCUGCAAUAGCUCAACAUAUUGCACUUCUGCUCCUAAAAGAAGGAUACGAGAUUGUGCCAAUUAAAGAUAUUGACAAAAUAGAAGAAUAUUGUGACUUACGGAAUCGACAGGUAUUUCUACUUGAUGACGUGGUAGGUGUUUUGGGGGUACAGGAGGCAAAAAUUAAUCUUUUGUCCGAUUUAGAAAGUAUGAUAUUAGAACCUAAAGUGCCAGACUCCAAAAUACUCAUGACGUGUCGAGAAACAGUUUUUAGAAAAGCAAGGCAAACAAUUGGAUUUUUCUCUGACGAAAGCAACAUAGUAUUGCUUCAUAGUGUGGAGAAUGAAUUAAAUCAGGAGGAUAAAAUAUGUUUGAUGGAAGCUUAUAGAAUUGAUUCGAAAUUCCUGUCCACGGAUGACUUAGACACCGCUUCGAAAAUGUUUCCAUUACUUUGCAAACUGUUUUCUACCGAAAAAUUUGAAUCAUAUGGCUCUUCAUUUUUCAAAUGCCCAAUUCCUUGCGUUUUGGAGGAAUUUGACAAUAUGUAUAAACAAAACAAAAUCCAGUAUAUUUCAUUGGUGUUAUGCAUGAUGAAUGAAAACAAACUGUCGGAGGAAAUGUUAGAGAAUGCAGGACUAGAACCAUUUACUAAAAACCUUGUUGAAAUAAAAGAAAAUGCUUGCAAGAAGCUGAAAAUUAGCAGGAAAACUGAUAAUUUUGAGUUUGUAGAUGCAUUAUGUGACAUGGAGGGAACUUUCACAAAAUUGAAUGAUGGAGAGUAUAUUUUCAUUCAUGACGCCAUGCUAGAAAUACUUGCUUAUCAUUUAGGACUGCGUUUUCCAGAACUCAUAAUAAACUACAUGAAAAGCAGUUAUAUUUCAAAUUAUGUCAAACCUCAGAAGUGCAAAAUCAAACCAAAUGAUAGAGAAAGGAAUGAAAAUGAAAUCAAGGACAUGCGUGAGAGUCAGUUUUGUGCUGAUGAGAGCGAUAACAGCAGAAAACCAGUUGAUCUUUGUGUGUACUUAGACGAGGAGAAUUAUCCAUUACUAGCUGAACGUUUGUAUAGAGACAUCGAGGACAUGCAUUUGUAUGAUGAUACGCCUCUGACAGCUGCUUGUCAAGAAGGACAUGAAAAAAUCGUGAGAGAGCUGAUAAAAAAUGAGUCUGAUGUUAACUUAAUGCGUGAUUCAUAUCAUCUAUUCCCAAAACCUUCACAGUUAAACGUUGAUCGACUGGAUUUGGUUAAUCAACAUCUGAAUAUGGCACGUAUUGAUGUAAAUACAGUAUUGACACCACUUGUAGUUGCAUGUAGGGUCGGGCAUAUAGAUGUUGUAAAGGAGCUUUUACAGGCAGGUGCCGAUAUUAAUGCAUAUAGUGUAGGCGAGUCCCCAUUGAUAGCAGCUUGUAAAUGUGGAUAUGUGAGCAUUGUGCAUCACCUACUGGAAUCAGGGGCUGAAGUCAAUCCAAAACAUGAAGGGUAUAUUCCUUUUCAUACACCACUUACAGCUGCCUGUUAUCAUGGUCAUAUGAAUGUGGUCAAGAAAUUGCUUGAAGCAGGAGCUGAUGUAAAUCUACAUGGAAUCAACUAUUCAUCACUUUCUGCUGCGUGUGACAAUGGCCAUCUUGAUGUGGUAAAGGAACUGUGCAAACAUGGGGCUGAUAUUAAUCUGCAAAGUAAAUUUUAUUUGCACAUGACAUUUUCAAUGAAAUGCAGGCGUAAUGUGCGGUUUAACAGGAUAUGGCGAUCCAGAUCGCGAUGUCGCUGCUACAAAUGCUAUAUUCAAAAACACCACCAAAUUCGCAGGGAUAGCUUAUUAGCAGUUACAAACUUGAUGAAAUCGAAAGAUGAGAAAAAUCUGCAUUUCUAUUGCAUUCCUCUUAUCAUUGCUUCGGGGGAAUUACAGAAGUUAUAUACUAUUGUAAAUCCAGAUACAAUCUUAACACCAUUAACAACAGCAUGCCGAGGUGGGCACAUUGAUCUGGUAAAAUAUCUGUUAAAGAAUGGAGUGGAUGCUAAUUCACAGGACCAAAACGGUACUCCAUUGAUAGUUGCCUGUAGAGAAGGUCAUAUGAAUGUGGUGAUGGAAUUGAUAGAGCACGGAGCCAAUAUAAACCUAUAUGUGAAUAAUGAAACACCACUGAUAGCGGCAGUUAAAGGCAAUCAUAGCUGUAUUAUUAAGGAGCUUCUAAAAGCCGGAGCUCUCAGUUAA